Molecule: messenger RNA, 1752 nt
Organism: Drosophila serrata
Lineage: Eukaryota; Metazoa; Arthropoda; Insecta; Diptera; Drosophilidae
Product: facilitated trehalose transporter Tret1
Biological process (GO): transmembrane transport; carbohydrate transport
Cellular component (GO): membrane
Molecular function (GO): sugar transmembrane transporter activity
Source: RefSeq, a predicted model, not a curated record
CGGACAUCAUUACAGUUCUCCAGUGAGACCCCAACGGCUUCAUCGUUAAUUAAGGAUCCUAUUCUCGUAUAGGAUUUACUUCGUUUUGAAGGAUUUUUUUCUCUGCCACUGUACCCGCUACACCAGCCAGAUGCCCUCACUAAGGGAAGAGGAGAACAGUGCCAAGUACUCCUAUACGGAAGUCAGUACGUUUCAGAUAAGCGAAAGAAGCACUCGAAAUAUGGCACCCGAGCCGGUCAAGUCGGGUCGUAUUUUCCUAGCUGCCGUGGCAGCGAACUUAGCCGCCUUUGUGGUUGGCACCACCCUCGGCUGGACAUCCCCUAUUGGACCCAAGCUCAAGAGCGAGGACACCUCAGACUCCCCGUUGAGCAGACCCAUAACUGCCAAUGAAGAUGCCUGGAUCUCUUCUCUGAUUGCCAUCGGAGCACUGGUUGCCCCCUUUGUCGCCGGUCCGCUGGCAGAUCGCAUUGGUAGGAAGUGGGUGCUCCUGUCCAGCAGCAUCUUCUUUGUCUUGGCCUUCGGCUUGAAUAUGGUGGCCUCCGAAGUUUGGAUACUCUAUCUCUCCCGACUUGUCCAAGGUUUUGGCGUCGGAUUUGUGAUGACGGUGCAGCCAAUGUAUGUGGGUGAAAUUUCCACGGAUAAUGUACGCGGAGCCACCGGAUCCCUGAUGCAGCUCUUUAUUGUGGCUGGCAUUCUCUAUGUAUAUGCAAUUGGACCAUAUGUUUCUUACCAAGCUCUCCAGUGGUGCUGCAUCGUGGUGCCUGUGGUGUUCGAUGCUGUCUUCUAUAUGAUGCCCGAAAGUCCGUAUUUCUUUGCGGGCAAAGGACGAAAAACAGAGGCCCUUAAAUCCCUGCAAUUCCUUCGGGGCCAGAGUGCUGAGGGCGUGCACGAUGAGAUGGCCGAGAUCCAGGCCAAUGUGGAAGAGGCUAUGGCCAGUAAAGGCACCAUGAUGGACCUGUUCAAGAAUGCAGGCAACCGAAGGGCGUUGUUCAUCUGCGCCGGUUUGAUUUCCUUCCAGCAGCUAUCCGGCAUCAAUGUGGUGCUCUUCAAUAGCCAGUCCAUAUUUGAAAGUGCCAAUACCGGUCUGGAUCCAGCAAUUGCCACCAUUAUCAUCGGUUGCGUUCAGGUUGCCUCCUCGGGACUUACGCCCUUGGUAGCCGAUCGUUUGGGCAGAAAGGUGAUGCUGCUGACCUCCUCCAGUGUGAUGUCCCUGGGACUGGCAGCCCUGGGAUACUUCUUCUAUAUGCAGUUGGUAAAGAACGACAUCUCCAGUGUGUCUUGGAUGCCAGUGCCGGCGCUGAUCAUCUACAACAUAGUCUACUGCACUGGCUUUGGGCCUCUUCCCUGGGCGGUGCUUGGUGAGAUGUUCCCGGCCAAUAUCAAGUCAGCGGCCUCCUCCCUGGUAGCCAGCACCUGUUGGACGCUGGGCUUCCUGGUCACCUAUUUUUAUCCCAGCCUCGAUGCCCUCGGAUCCUACUACGCAUUCUGGCUCUUUGGCGGCUGCAUGGUGGUGGCCUUCUUCUUUGUCCUGUUCAUUGUUAUGGAGACGAAGGGUCUCAGCCUGCAGGAGAUCCAGGAUCGACUCAACGGAAAGCGCAACUAGGAAGCUGAGAUUCUUGGUUUGCCAAUUAUCCGUGCGUUGAUGUCCAAGUAUUUUAUUGGUUAGUUUUAAGUCUAAACUCAAUUGUUACAUAUUCGCCUGUUAAAAGAAAGAAACUCUAGAAAUAAUAAUAAUGAAAACAAUAUAAUUGA